UUAUCGACGCUAGCUCGGCUAGGUCAGUUAGCCUCCGCCUGGGCCACAAACCCAGCCCGAAUGGGAAUGGCGUGCUUUUUGUCGGCCCAGCAACAUUGUGCUGCGGCUGGGCUGCUGUGUCUUGAAUCCGCCAGCGGCUGAACUCGCCAGCUUCUUUCGACAAAAUCUUCCAUCCCAACUCUCUCCGCUUUCAGCAUCGCGACGUCGGAGAACACGGCACCGGCAAAAAUGGCAGGCCUCAAGCGACUCGCAGUGGGCGGGCUGGCGGUUUUGGGAGGCGUGUCCGCGCUGCAGGUCCAAUUGCAAAAGCCGCUCGUCGACGCCGUCGAGCCAGCUCAGGCCCGCCUCCCGGCCUCGGCCCAGGCUCCAGCCAGCGCUGGCCGUGAUAAGCCCUUGGUCGACUCCGAGGACUUGCAAGCAGCCAUCAGCAAAGACAGCCUUCUGGGCCGCGCAAAGGAACUCUUUGAGAUCGCGAAGCUGGGCGAGCCCGAGUACAACCAUCCCACGCGCGUCAUUGGCAGCGCCGGCCACGUCGGCACGCUCGACUACAUCUACAAGUCUCUCGCCGCGCUGGGUGACUACUACACUCUGUCCAAGCAGCCCUUCCCCGCCGUCUCGGGCAAUGUCUUCGAGUUCCGCCUGGUGCUGGACCACGAGGUCCCCGCCUCGGCCUCGCCCAUGAGCCUGACCCCGCCCACUAAAAACAAACAGCCCGUCUACGGCCACCUGGUCCUUGUCGCAAAUGAGGGCUGCGACGCCGACGACUACCCGGCCGCCGUGUCUGGCCAGGUCGCCUUCGUCAAGCGAGGCACCUGCCCCUUUGGCACCAAAUCAGAGCUGGCCGGCAAGGCCGGGGCCAUCGCCGCCAUCGUCUUCAACUACGAGACCUUCCCCGUGCAGGGCACCCUGGGCACGCCGUCGCCCGACCACGUCGCCACGUUCGGCCUGGCCGGGUCGGAAGCGGCGCCGGUGCUCGCCAAGCUCGCCAAGGGGGACACCGUCGACGUGAUCGCGUACAUUGACGCCGUGGUCAACACCAUCGUCACGGACAACAUCAUCGCGCAGACGACGCAGGGCGACCCGGACAACUGCGUCAUGCUCGGCGGGCACAGCGACUCGGUGCCCGAGGGCCCGGGGAUCAACGACGACGGGUCCGGUAGCAUCACGCUGCUGGAGGUGGCGACGCAGCUGACUAACUUCUCGGUCAACAACUGCGUGCGGUUCGCGUGGUGGGCGGGCGAGGAGGAGGGGCUGCUGGGGUCCGACUACUACGUGGACGUGCUGACACCGUCAGAAAACCGCAAGAUCCGCCUGUUUAUGGACUACGACAUGCUGGCGAGCCCCAACUUCGCCUUCCAGAUCUACGACGCGCGCAACGACGUCAACCCCGUCGGCUCGCAGGAGCUGCGCGACCUCUACGUCGACUGGUACGCCGCGCACGGCCUCAAUUACACCUUUAUCGCCUUCGACGGCCGCAGCGACUACGACGGCUUCAUCCGCCACGGCAUCCCCGGCGGCGGCAUCGCCACGGGCGCCGAGGGCAUCAAGUCCAAGAAGGAGGCCGGCCAGUUCGGCGGCGAGCCCGGCGUCCCCUACGACGUCUGCUACCACGCCCUCUGCGACGACGUCAGCAAUCUGAACCUGACCGCCUGGGAGCUCAACACAAAGCUCGUCGCGCACUCCGUUGCCACGUAUGCCCGCUCGCUCAAGGGCUUCCCCAAGCGAACGGACGAGGAUUUCAGUGAGGCUGGUUUCAGUCGCGGGGUCGGCAAGUCGGAGACCUACAAGCAAAAGACCAAGUACCACGGCUCGAAGCUGUUCAUUUAGAAUAGGUUCUCGGGAACUAGGGGAUUGUGUUGUGCUAACUAAAUUGCAUCAACUGCGGAUUUGGAUAUCGGCAGCAAGUCGUGGUCUAGGUAACAAAUUGUGACGGACGAGCGGCAGGACCAGAAUAGAUGGACAGAUUUUACAGGAAUCAUGAUAAAUCGAGCGGAUUUGCAUUACCGAUAACUACUACCUCCUGGAGAAACUGCAAACUACGUGCUUCACUAUUCAGUGAUUUCCAAUUCAGUAAUCAUAAUAAGUAAGCAUAGCAAAUGUAUACUAUAUAUACUAUAUGUACAAACAAGCAAGAAGCAAAAAGGGAAAAACAAAAAAAAG
Molecule: messenger RNA, 2160 nt
Organism: Lasiosphaeria miniovina
Lineage: Eukaryota; Fungi; Ascomycota; Sordariomycetes; Sordariales; Lasiosphaeriaceae
Product: peptidase family M28
Exons: 2
Coding region: 229-1827 (532 amino acids)
Biological process (GO): proteolysis
Molecular function (GO): metalloexopeptidase activity; aminopeptidase activity
Source: RefSeq, a predicted model, not a curated record